AUGCGCCAAGUCCUCCUAAGUCUCACGGGGCACUCGACCGCGACGUCGGCGUCCGGUCGCAGCGUCGAGCUCUACCACGUGUCGUUCAAGGACGGCAGCAAGACGCGUGAGGUCAAAGCCCGCCACAAGACGCUGCGCCAGCAUCUCAAACCCAUCCUCGAGAUGGAGGCGCUCUCGGCGCCGUUGCCGCGCAAGUUUUUACUCAAAGGCUCAACUGACGACCCUGUCGUGCGGGAGCGGCUUCGAACGUUCCGGCGCAUCUUUGUCGACCUCUCGGCCAAAUACGUGUCCGAGUCGACAGUCGCACUCUUGCACCGGCUCAUGGACGCAUCUGCGCUGACAUCAACCAAGUUGGCACCAAAAGCGGCCCAGAAUCGCGUCGAUCCGACCGACAGCAGCGGCCCCCGCAUGCCGGACGAGUUGCUCCCCGACAACCAAAAGUCGAGUCGCGAGAGCUCGUCGUCGUCGCUCGAUUGCAAACGCAGCGCAUCGUUUAGCCGCAUUGACGAGUCGACGCUUGGCGGCAACAACGACUUCGAAGACGGGAGGAGCAGUCGUUGGGACAACCAGCCACUCAAGCCGCACCAGCCAAAGAUGGCCCUCGUCGAGAGUGACCGGCUCUUCUUUGCACGCGCCCCGACGCCGACGCUGGACCGCCCCACGCAGCCCGUGAACGACGAGGAUGCAGCGUACAUUGAGAGCCUUGCGACCAGUAUGAUGGCGCGGCUCCGAACAAAAUCACCGUCGCCACGACACGCACCAAGUCCGCUGCGCCAAGCGCAGAGUGAGCCGUGGCUGCCCAUUGAGCCUCUUGACCGCCAGCGCGAUCCAUGGCGCGCCGCCCAGCGGUUCCUUGACGAAGCCAACGACGUCGACGAAGCGUUCAUCAAGGACAUGUGCGCAGAGCACUUUCCUCAGGUGUUUACCGAGGCGUCCGAGGCAGCGCCGCGGGACGCCUCCAAGCCGUCGGAGCAGCGUCUCAUGGGCUACCUCCCGCACAACCGACCAACCAAGGUGUCGCCCAUGCGCCGCAACAUGACACAUUGA
Saprolegnia diclina VS20 is the source of this 1047-nucleotide messenger RNA. RefSeq lists its product as hypothetical. Lineage: Eukaryota; Oomycota; Saprolegniomycetes; Saprolegniales; Saprolegniaceae. The transcript is spliced from 5 exons. The record is from RefSeq and is a predicted model, not a curated record. The coding region runs from base 1 to 1047 and encodes 348 amino acids.